Molecule: messenger RNA, 587 nt
Organism: Bactrocera dorsalis (oriental fruit fly)
Lineage: Eukaryota; Metazoa; Arthropoda; Insecta; Diptera; Tephritidae
Exons: 4
Coding region: 8-511 (167 amino acids)
Cellular component (GO): nucleus
Source: RefSeq, a predicted model, not a curated record
AUUCUAAAUGGAAUUAUUUGAAUUUAAAGCAAAUAGAAGUACGUCGGGGCGGGCUACGAAUGGCCAAAAGAGGCGGUUACUGCACUUAAUGCAGCAGCACCGCAGCGUUGGAAGGGGCCAAUACACGAAACCAAACGCGAGGAAGGAGCACGAAGAGGUUUGGGCUGCCGUUGCUGCUGAGUUAAACGCAUUGGGAGGGUCCCACAAGUCCCCUAAUCAGUGGAAAAAGUGUUGGAUAGACUGGAAAUCGGCAGUCAAGAAGCUGCACAAUGCCCACAGAGCGUUCGCCAGACGAACUGGCAACCUGCCGCUGCAGGACGGUCCAAAACCGUUGGAUGCCAUGGACCGGGAAAUUCUUGGGUUUUUUUCCAGCGACAUGGUGGACGGUGAUGGGCUCACUCCCGAAAUUGGUUUGUCGACAACUGCUGAAAUGGUCGAUGUUACCAUUGAGGAUGAGGGUGAUGCUACUGCCAACAUUGGGUUGGACGUAAGUAACAUAUUACAAAACUAAAAACUAAGCUAUUUAGUGAUCCGAUCGGAAUUCUAGGCAAACGUGGACAGUUUGGACAUCUUCGAAGUGGAGGCAC